Messenger RNA from Exophiala xenobiotica, 1886 nucleotides. Its product is annotated as NADP-specific glutamate dehydrogenase. The transcript has 4 exons. The record is from RefSeq and is a predicted model, not a curated record. Gene Ontology annotation, cellular component: cytosol. Gene Ontology annotation, molecular function: L-glutamate dehydrogenase (NADP+) activity. Lineage: Eukaryota; Fungi; Ascomycota; Eurotiomycetes; Chaetothyriales; Herpotrichiellaceae. The coding region runs from base 331 to 1704 and encodes 457 amino acids.
GCGGGCACAUGCACGAUGACCGCCAUGUUGUCGUCACUCUCCACGGAAACCCAUUGAGCGGACCAAAGCAUGGCAAAGCCGCCCAGACAAGACAGAGGCCAGAAGCAAGCAAUCACUUCGUGGCCACAGCUCUUGAUAAACGCAUGAUUUCGUUGCUCUCAAUUGAAUUUCUUUUUGCCCUCUUCCCUAGAAUAUAUUCCUUUCAUUAUACCCUGACACUGUCUCUACUAAGUUUUCCUCAGAGCGUGCAAAAUCUCCUCAGCCUACCAGUACUCUGCUACGGAGUGCUCAAUUCCCAUUUAGACCUCCUCUUGCCACCACAUCGUCAUUAUGUCUAACCUCCCGUCCGAGCCUGAGUUCGAACAGGCUUACAAAGAGCUUGUCUCGACACUCGAAAACUCCUCCCUCUUCGAGAAGAACCCCGAAUACAAGAAAGCCCUCGCAGUCUGCUCAAUCCCCGAGCGAAUCAUCCAGUUCCGAGUCGUUUGGGAAGACGACAAGGGCCAGGUCCAAGUCAACCGUGGCUACCGAGUCCAGUUCAACUCGGCUCUAGGCCCCUACAAAGGUGGUCUUCGAUUCCAUCCUACGGUGAAUCUAUCAGUCUUGAAGUUCUUGGGCUUCGAGCAAAUCUUCAAGAAUGCCCUGACUGGGUUAAAUAUGGGCGGUGGAAAAGGAGGUGCAGACUUUGACCCCAAGGGCAAGUCGGACAACGAGAUCCGAAAAUUCUGCUGCGCUUUCAUGAGCGAACUUGGAAAGCACAUUGGCGCAGAUACCGAUGUUCCAGCCGGUGAUAUUGGUGUCUCUCCUCGCGAGAUUGGAUGGAUGUUUGGACAAUAUAAGAGACAAACGAAGCUGUGGGAAGGUGUUUUGACCGGAAAAGGAGGCAGCUGGGGAGGCUCUCUUAUCCGGCCAGAAGCUACUGGCUACGGUCUUGUAUAUUACGUCGAACACAUGAUCAAGUAUGCGAGUGGCGGCAAGGAGUCCUUCGCAGGCAAGAGAGUCGCAGUCUCGGGUUCCGGAAACGUUGCCCAGUAUGCCGCACUUAAGGUCAUUGAGCUUGGUGGCACAGUCGUCUCCCUGAGUGACAGCAAAGGUGCUAUCGUGGCUACGACCGACAAGGGCAUCGAUCCUGAAAUGAUCGAGACUGUUGCCAAGCUCAAGGUCGACCGGAAACAACUGUCCGAGGUCGCCAACACGUCAGACUUUAGCAGCAAGGUGAAAUACAUUGAUGGCGCGAGACCGUGGCUGCAGGUCGGCAAGGUCGAUGUUGCUCUUCCCUCUGCUACCCAGAACGAAGUCUCCAAGGAGGAAGCCGAGGGUUUGAUCAAGGCCGGAUGCAAGUUCAUUGCCGAGGGAUCCAACAUGGGCUGCACACAAGAGGCCAUCGAAGUCUUCGAAUCACAUCGGAAAUCCAACAAGGACGGAGCUAUCUGGUAUGCUCCGGGCAAAGCUGCCAAUGCUGGUGGUGUGGCGGUCUCCGGUCUGGAGAUGGCCCAGAACUCUGCACGCAUCAAGUGGACUUCUGAGGAGGUCGACGAGAAGCUUAAGCAGAUCAUGCAGAACUGCUUCGAGAACGGCCUACAGACUGCUCAGACAUACCUGACUCCAGCAGAGGGUGAGUUCCCCAGUCUGGUCGCUGGUAGCAAUAUUGCAGGGUUCAGCAAGGUUGCUGAGGCCAUGAAGGACCAGGGUGAUUGGUGGUGAUUUGGACGAGUGUUAUUCGACAGCUAGAAUAUCGUGCGAGUUAGUUCCAUCACAUAAUGAUCAGAUACGAAUCGACCUCUUGUUGUAUCUUGCGGCGCUGGUCCUGGCUUGUCUUGGCACUAAAAGACCCUAACUCCCUUAGUAUAUAAAACAGAGUGCCUGGGAGCAGUGUCUUGUCAUGG